This is a messenger RNA of Malania oleifera, 4775 nucleotides long. RefSeq lists its product as uncharacterized. The coding region runs from base 438 to 4415 and encodes 1325 amino acids. NCBI's taxonomy places the organism in Eukaryota, Viridiplantae, Streptophyta, Magnoliopsida, Santalales, Ximeniaceae. The record is from RefSeq and is a predicted model, not a curated record. The transcript has 15 exons.
AAGUAGAAGUCGAGAACGGACUUCCACUUGCGCGAUAAGCGCUUGUAAUCCAUCCAUUAACACGAGUUUUUAUAUUUUCGGAGGCUCUGCUCGUCGCUCGUCGAUGACACCUCCUCCUCCCCUUUCUGUCCCGAUUCUGGAAACCCUAACUUAACCAGAAGUCUCCGUUCAUUGGCGCUCGCCGCCGGCGAUUUUUAGCGAUAUCCUGCUUGGCUAGCUUCUCGGAGUCUGAAGGCGAGUUUUCGAGCUUCUCUCGUGCAAAAAAAAAAAAAGUUGCGUAUUUCGCGAGCUACGUACACGAUCUGAGAAGGUGCUUUUUCCUGUCAUUGUCACUGGGAGUUUGAAGUUGGCCUUCAUGCGCGUUAGCAGCACAAUUCUGUCAUGUACCACUCUUUUCACUGGGUUUAUAACACAGAGGGUGUUUGCAAACUGAUGCAAUGGCAGCCUCUAGCAAAUUUGAUCUGUCUUCUGGUAGCCCAGAUAGGCCAUUAUAUGCCAGUGGGCAGCGUGGACCCUUUGCAGCUGCUUCACUAGACAGAUCAGGUAGCUUCCGUGAGAGCAUGGAUAAUCCAAUCCUGUCAGCUCUUCCAAGCAUGUCAAGAAGCAGUUCAUCAGUAGUGCAAGGUGAUGUAACAAACUUCUUCCAGUACUUGCGCUUUGAUCCAAAGUUGAUGGCGGCAGACCAUAAGGUUCAUCGACCAGGAGACCUCAAACGGCACAUAAGUUCUGCUCUUGGGGUUUCGCCAGAUGAUUCUCCGUCUACUUCCUCGAAAGGCAAGUUGUUACCAUCUCCUGUACCAGAGGAACUCAAACGAGCCAAGGCUGGUCUGCGUGACAGCUCUAAUAAGGCCAGGGAACAUGUAAAAAUCUUGAAUGAAGCGUUAUCAACAUUUAAAAAGUAUUUCCCAAGCAUACCAUCAAGGAAGAGAUCUCGAUCAGAUGCUUUAUCUAGUGAUCGGUCCAAUGCAUCAUUAUCAGGUGACCGGUCAGUAUUGGGCUCAAGUGUAGGUAAGAUGGGAAGCCAGAGUCAUGCCAUGACAAGUGGUUUUGAUCUUGAGCAACAAAAGACAGAGGAAAGGAUAAAAUGUUCUGUUCCAAGCAAACGCACCCGCACAUCUUUGGUGGAUUUGAAGAUGGAUGUACGGCCUAAUGCUUCUGCUAGGCAAUCUGGUGCUAUAGAUAGAGACAGGGAAAUGAUAAGACUUGCAAAUAGUGGUGCUGUUCAGGGUGAGGACCGAACAUUAUCCGUCAGUGUUGAUUGGGAGAAGUCAAAAAUGAAGAAGAAGCGUUCAGGAAUAAAGCCUGAUGUUUCUCUAGGUACAGUGUCAACUAAACCUAUUGAAGGCUACCGGGAACCAAAGCAGGGAUUGCAGCAAAGACUAGUCACUGAUGCCCGUUCAAGGUUGAAUGAAUCCCAUGGGUUCAGGCCAGGAGUUGCUAAUGGAGCUGUUGGAGUUGGAAAAGCAGAUGGUAUCUCGCAACAGAUUUGCUCAGGCAUCCGUUCUUCCAUCCCAAGGACUGACCAGGACAACAGUUCUGUUCUUAAUGAUAAGAGAGAUCGCUCUGUUUGUUCAGACAAGGAAAGGGUGAAUGUCAGAGCUGUUAAUAAGACAAAUGUUCGUGAAGAUUUUAGUUCAGCUAGUCCCACUUCAAAUAUGAAAAUGAAUGCAUCUGUGCGAGCCCCACGAUCUGGUUCAGGUGUGGUGCCCAAGCUGUCCCCAGUUGUCCAUAGAGCAGCUGCUUCUAACGAUUGGGAGGUUUCUCAUCGCACAAACAAGCUUCUUGUUGCUGUUGGGGCUAACAAUCGUAAACGCACACCAUCAACACGGUCUUCAUCACCACCUGUAGCCCAGUGGGCAGGCCAGAGGCCACAGAAAAUUUCACGCACAGCAAGAAGAACAAAUUUGCUUCCUAUAGUUUCAAGUAAUGAUGAAAAUCCUGCUUUGGAUACCAUUUCUGAUGGUGCUGGCAAUGAGAGCAGCUUAGGAUUUGCUAGACGCUUGCCAAACAAUUCUCCUCAGCAAGUUAAAUUUAAAGGUGACCAUUUUUCUUCUGCUGCAUUAUCAGAAAGUGAAGAGUCAGGGGCGGCUGAAACCAAAUCAAGAGAGAAGGUCAAGAAGUCUGAUGAGAUAGAAGAGAAGGCUGGGCAGAAUGUGCAAAAGAUGUCAACUCUUGUCCUACCAUCUAGAAAGAAUAAGAUGGUGAACGGGGAAGACAUUGGAGACAAUGUUCGAAGACAAGGGAGAACUGCACGAGGUUUUACUUCAACUAGGUCCCUCAUGCCAUUGUCAGUUGAGAAGCUUGGCAGUGUGGGAACUGCAAAACAGCUUAGAAGUGCUAAACUUGGUCUUGAUAAGACUGAAAGCAAAGCAGGCCGUCCACCUACUCGAAAACUUUCUGACCGUAAAGCUUACACACGCCAGAAGCAUACAGUGAUCAAUGCAGCAGCAGAUUUUCUUGUUGGUUCAGAUGAUGGGCAAGAAGAGCUAUUGGCUGCUGCAAACGCGGUUAUCAAUUCUUCUCAUGCCUUUUCCAGCCCAUUCUGGAGGCAAAUGGAGCCAUUCUUUAAGUGUAUAUCUGAUGCAGACAUUACUUAUUUGAAACAACAGGUAAACCGUGGCCUGACAACGGCUUCAGUUUCCAUGGAUGUUGAUGGUUGUGGUACCCCCAAUGGCUUUGGGGUUGAAUGCCAGAGGGGCAUUGGAUUUGCCACUGAUACAAAGACUACCAAAUCUUUAUCAGAACAGUUCAUACCAGGAAAAAAGGUUGAUUGCCCAAUUCCACUCUGUCAGAGACUCAUGGCUGCUUUUAUAUCAGAGGAAGAAAAUAUUGAGUUCUGCUGCACAGGAAAUGAAGACCUCAAGUUUGAUGCAUAUGGAACUGGAUAUGAGCUGGAUGCAGAGUUGGAAUCCAGUUGUUUGAAUCACCAAAUGACUGCUGGCCAAGGUGCUUUUAAUGGUCACAGGAUAACUGCUAAUGGGAGUUCAUUUGAUAAGAUGGAACAUAAUGAGCCAGAAAAGGAUAUGGUGACCAUCUCAAAUGUAGGGUUUAUCUCAAACUCGGGUCAGUCCCUAAAUGGUUCUCAUUUAGACCAAGCAUUGAUGCCUAACAUAGCCUAUUCAGAAUUUCAGUAUAAUAGCAUGUCUUUGAAUGAAAGACUUCUCCUGGAGCUUCAGAGUGUUGGAAUUUUCACAGAGUUGAUGCCUGAUGUAGUACUGACAGAGGAAGAAGAAAUCAGUGAAAACAUUAGUAGAUUAGAGGACAAGUACCAUGAACAGGUUUCCAAAAACAAAGGCUUGCUGAGUAAACUGUUGAAGUCGGCUUCUGAAACAAGAGAACUCCAAGAGAAGGAGUUUGAAUGCCGUGCCCUUGACAAACUCGUUGGAAUGGCUUAUGAAAAAUAUAUGAAUUGUUGGGGUCCUAAUGCCUCCAGUGGGAAGAGUUCAAGUGGCAAAAUGGCCAAGCAAGCUGCUUUGGCUUUUGUUAAACGAACAUUAGAACGAUGUAAGAAAUUUGAAGAUACAGGCAAGAGCUGCUUCAGUGAACCUAUUUUUGGAGAUAUGUUUCUUUCUGGGUCUUCCCAUCUCCUUGAUACACAGUCAGGUGACAUGAUUACAGAGGGUGAAUCUGCCAAACCAUACACGAAUAUAUCUGGGCGUACCAUGGAAGUCAGAGUUUCAGCUUCUAUGAAUUCACUGCAAAGCCCUUCUCUGUCUUCAAGAGUAGGUCAUUCUAUAGAUAACCAUGAUGUUUAUUCUUCUGAUGCGAUUCUGUCCGUAAAUCACUCUUCUGAACAAUCUACUGGCAAAGAAGAUAUAUGGUCAAAUAGAGUAAAGAAAAGGGAGUUGUUGCUUGAUGAUGUUGGCGGUACAGCUGGUACUUCUUCAAGCAUCCCCCCCAGCAUGGGAAGUUCCCUAUCAAGCAGUACCAAAGGAAAGAGGAGUGAGAGGGACAGAGAGGGUAAGGGGCACAGCAGAGAGGUAUUAUCUAGAAAUGGAACUGCUAAAAUUGGUCGGCCAGCAUUAUCCACUGUUAAGGGGGAGAGGAAGUCCAAAGCGAAGCCUAAGCAGAAAAUGACUCAGUUAUCUGCUUCUGUCAAUGGCCUUAUUGGCAAGAUGUCAGAACCAAAACCAGUGUUGUCUUCUAUACCAAAGUCAAUUGAGAUGGCCACCGGUAGCAAUACCAAGGGAAGUAAUGAGUUUGGCUUGGGUGUAUUGGAUGACUCUGAGGCCAUCGACUUAUCCAGCUUACAGCUACCUGGAAUGGAUGUACUAGGCGUUCCUGAUGAUCUUGGUGAACAAGGUCAGGAUCUCGGUUCAUGGUUGAACAUCGAUGAUGAUGGAUUGCAAGAUCAUGACUUUAUGGGCCUUGAAAUUCCGAUGGAUGACCUUUCAGACUUAAAAAUGAUGGUUUAAAGUUGCUUUCUUUGUAUAUUCUUGUUCAUUAUACAUUUGACAAACAAAAUAGGAUCACUGUGGUCAAGGAACGACCGGCUACAUGGAUUGUUAUUUGCCGUCAUGUCCUUAAUUAGUAUAGAUUCUUUCGGGGACUCCUGCGAAGGUUGAUUCUCAAGUGAACUGGUCGGAUGUUUUGGAUUUUGCUACUUUAUGAAGUUGUUGACUUCGACUGUAAAGAUCUUUUUGUUCAAAGUACAAUGUAGUAUGUCCUUAGCAAACACUGUAUCCUGGUUGUAGCAUUUACAAAUCAGAGAACGAUCCUUUUUGUACAUACGGUUUAUAUUCUUAAUAAAUUCAGCUUUCCAUUGAAUGUGACAA